GAAAAUUCGAGAAUCCACCUGAACAGCUGUUGGUUUUGUUUAUCUGCAAACACCUUUUGUCUUUGGGGGUCUUUUGUUUUGAUUGCGCGCUGUUGGGGGAAAAAAACGCGCGACGUGGAAGCGACGGAGACGGAGAGAGAGAGCCCAAUACCCAACAGCUUCCCCUCCCCCCAGCCUGAGUGACUUUGCGCGCCCAUUUCACCCACAAACUCGACAGCAUCUGGCAGCCACCGCCGCCGCCUCAGACUUCUCAGUUUGUAGUUUCGUGUGCUGAUCUGGCAAACUGACAACGUCGCUAGAACAAACUCCUUGAACUCACCAGCCGCAUUGCUUCCAUGCCCGAUAAAAUGAACGGACGAUCCAUACGCAUCAACCGGCUGCCGGCCACCAUUGUGGCGAUUCUGGUGACCAUUAUGCUCGUCUAUUUCCUCAAUUUCCAUCAGGAGGAGCGUCCGGCCAUUUAUGGCAUGCUGCGCAGCGAUAAUCCCAACAAGGUGAACCUCCGCAAGAUGCUAAUUGCCGCCAUCCAGGCCGCCCAGCGUGGCGGACUCGAGGUGCUCGACGUGGCCCAUUCCCGCCAGCUGAAGGAGCGCAGCAAGGGCAAGACGGACGAGGGUGUCAAUGAUCCAUUCACGGACGCCGACGGUCGUUCCCACUGCGUCAUGAAACAGGGCCUGCAGAGGAUCUUCCCUCGCGUCAGGAUCUUCUCCGAGGAGGACAACGAACACUGCCGCCAGUCGCAUAGCUUUGAUCUCGAUCCCACGGUCCUGCACGAGACGGCCCAGGUGCCCGACGUGAUGGUGAAUGCUCCGGAUGUCACGGUCUGGGUGGAUCCGCUGGACGCCACCAAGGAGUACACCGAGGAGCUGUACGAGUACGUCACCACCAUGGUGUGUGUGGCAGUGGCCGGAAGGCCCAUCAUCGGUGUGAUUCACAGUCCGUUCAACGGCCAGACAGCCUGGGCCUGGGUGGGCAACUCGAUGUCCGAGUAUCUGGCCAAUCUGCAUCCCCAGCACUCACAAAAGUCCGGCGAUUUGGCGCCGAUCAUCACCGUUUCCCGCUCCCAUACGGCCGGGGCCAAGGAUCUGGCCCGUGGCAUCUUCGGCGAGGAUGUGAGCCUGCUGACAGCCGCCGGCGCUGGCUAUAAGGUGCUCCAGGUGGUGGCCAACAAUGCUACCGCCUAUCUGCACACCUCCAAGAUCAAGAAAUGGGACAUCUGUGCCGGAGACGCCAUCCUGCAUGCCCUCGGUGGCACUAUGACGACCCUGAACGAUCAACUCAUCCACUACGGUCCCGAUGAGUCGCCGGUGAACACGGAGGGUCUGCUGGCGACGCUGGAGCGGCACGAGGAGUACAUGGACAAGUUGGCCAAGUACCGGGCGGCUCACAACGGCAAGAUAGCGUGAAGAAGUUAAGAUUCUUCACAAAAAGAGAAGAAAAUCCAGUGGCGGAAGAGGCGGAAAGUAAAUAGCUCCUAAGUUCUAAAGUGAAACCUGUUUUUCGAAAUCUCAAUAAUUUGUAUGUGUGUCUGUGAGAAAGGUUCUACAUUUCAUAUAUUAUUUUUAUUCUUUUUUUUGGCGCUUUUUGCAUAAUCAGGUUGUUGGUUGUGCGGCGGACGGGGUCAUGAACCCGGACUCCACUUGUCUACAAAAAUAAACUAAUUGUAAAUUA
Molecule: messenger RNA, 1671 nt
Organism: Drosophila ananassae
Lineage: Eukaryota; Metazoa; Arthropoda; Insecta; Diptera; Drosophilidae
Product: putative inositol monophosphatase 3
Exons: 1
Coding region: 336-1406 (356 amino acids)
Biological process (GO): phosphatidylinositol phosphate biosynthetic process
Cellular component (GO): endomembrane system
Molecular function (GO): 3'-nucleotidase activity
Source: RefSeq, a predicted model, not a curated record